Astyanax mexicanus (Mexican tetra) is the source of this 4527-nucleotide messenger RNA. It is a transcript of the gene eif3s10, whose product is annotated as eukaryotic translation initiation factor 3, subunit 10 (theta). The transcript is spliced from 22 exons. Gene Ontology annotation, cellular component: eukaryotic translation initiation factor 3 complex, eIF3e; multi-eIF complex; eukaryotic translation initiation factor 3 complex, eIF3m. Gene Ontology annotation, biological process: formation of cytoplasmic translation initiation complex; translation reinitiation. The record is from RefSeq and is a predicted model, not a curated record. Bases 143 to 4045 code for a protein of 1300 amino acids. Lineage: Eukaryota; Metazoa; Chordata; Actinopteri; Characiformes; Acestrorhamphidae. Gene Ontology annotation, molecular function: mRNA binding; translation initiation factor activity.
UCACGUGCGUUCCCCGUUCUUUCUAGAGCUCUAGCAGCUGAAGGCUACUGCUGUGGCGCGGAUGGACCGGCGGGAUCUGCGGAUUAUAUAACACGAUCUUCCACAGACCUUUCUGAAUUCGCCCCGCUAGCGAGCCGCAACCAUGCCGGCGUAUUUCCAGAGACCGGAGAACGCUCUGAAACGAGCUAACGAGUUUCUUGAGGUUGGCAAGAAGCAGCCUGCUUUGGACGUGCUUUACGAUGUCAUCAAGAGCAAGAAACACCGAACAUGGCAGAAGAUUCACGAGCCCAUUAUGCUCAAGUACCUGGAGCUCUGUGUGGACCUGCGGAAGAGCCACCUGGCCAAGGAGGGCCUGUACCAGUACAAGAACAUCUGUCAACAGGUGAACAUCAAAUCUCUGGAGGAUGUGGUUCGUGCCUACCUGAAACUGGCAGAGGAGAAGACUGAGACAGCAAAGGAGGAGUCUCAGCAGAUGGUGCUGGACAUUGAGGACUUGGAUAACAUUCAGACCCCUGAGAGUGUGCUUCUGAGUGCUGUGAGUGGAGAGGACACUCAGGACCGUACUGACCGCCUGCUGCUCACUCCUUGGGUCAAGUUCCUGUGGGAAUCUUACAGACAGUGUCUGGAUUUGCUGAGGAACAACUCUAAAGUGGAGCGACUGUACCAUGACAUCGCUCAGCAAGCUUUCAAGUUCUGCCUGCAGUACACCCGUAAGGCAGAGUUCCGCAAACUGUGUGACAAUCUGCGCAUGCAUCUGGGCCAGAUCCAGAGGCAUCACAACCAGAGCACAGCCAUUAACCUGAACAACCCUGAGAGUCAGUCCAUGCACCUGGAGACUCGUCUAGUGCAGCUGGACAGCGCCAUCAGCAUGGAACUGUGGCAGGAAGCUUUUAAGGCAGUAGAGGACAUCCACGGGUUGUUUGCCCUCUCAAAGAAGCCCCCCAAGCCUCAGCUCAUGGCCAACUACUAUAACAAGGUGUCCACUGUGUUCUGGAAGUCUGGUAAUGCUCUGUUCCAUGCCUGUACCCUGCACCGGCUCUACCAUCUCUCCAGGGAGAUGAGGAAGAACCUCACCCAGGAUGAGAUGCAGAGGAUGUCUACACGUGUCCUUUUGGCCACGCUGUCCAUUCCCAUAACCCCUGAGCGCACUGAUAUCGCCCGCUUGUUGGAUAUGGACGGCAUCAUUGUGGAGAAGCACCGCAGACUAGCCACUUUGCUCGGCCUUCAGUCCCCACCCACUCGCCAGAGUCUCAUCAAUGAUAUGGUGAGAUUCAACCUUCUCCAGUAUGUUGUUCCUGAAGUCAAGGAGCUGUACAGCUGGUUGGAGGUGGAGUUCCAUCCACUCAAGCUGUGUGGAAGAGUCACCAAUACACUCAACUGGGUGAGGGAUCAGGGCGAGAAAGAGACUGACCUGCAGCAGUAUGUUCCUCACCUACAGAACAACACUAUUCUCCGACUGCUUCAACAGGUGGCUCAGAUAUACCAGAGCAUUGAUUUCAGCAGACUGGCCUCUCUCGUGCCGUUUGUGGAUGCCUUCCAGCUGGAGCGUUCCAUCGUAGAUGCUGCUCGCCACUGCGACCUACAGGUGCGCAUUGACCAUUCGUCCCGAACACUCAGUUUUGGCUCAGACCUGAACUACUCCACUAAAGAAGAUUCACCUGUGGGACCGUUCCUGCAGAACAUGCCCUCUGAACAGAUUCGUAACCAACUCACUGCCAUGUCUUCCUCGCUGGCUAAGGCUAUCCAGGUCAUCAAACCUGCUUCUAUUCUGCAAGAGCGGGAGGAGCAGAGCCAGCUGGCCAUCGCCGCCUACCUGAAGAACGCCCGUAAGGAGCACCAGCGCAUCCUGGCCCGCCGUCAGACCAUCGAGGAGAGAAAGGAGCGCCUGGAGAGCCUGAACAUUCAGAGAGAGAAGGAGGAGCUGGAGCAGCGCGAGGCUGAGCUCCAGAAGGUGCGUAAGGCUGAGGAGGAGCGCCUGCGGCAGGAGGCCAAGGAGAGAGAGAAGGAGCGCAUCAUGCAGGAGCACGAGCAGAUCAAGAAGAAGACAGUGCGUGAGCGGCUGGAGCAGAUCAAGAAGACAGAGCUGGGAGCCAAGGCCUUCAAAGACAUCGAUAUUGAGGAUCUGGAGGAACUGGACCCUGACUUCAUCAUGGCAAAACAGGUGGAGCAGUUGGAGAAGGAGAAGAAGGAGUUGCAGGAGCGCUUAAAGAAUCAGGAGAAGAAGAUUGACUAUUUCGAAAGAGCCAAGCGACUUGAGGAAAUUCCACUGAUUAAGAAAGCCUAUGAGGAGCAGCGCAUCAAAGACAUGGAGCUCUGGGAGCUCCAAGAGGAGGAGAGGAUCAGCAAUAUGCAAGUGGAGCGCGAAAAGGCUCUGGAACACAAGAAGAGGAUGUCCAGGAUGAUGGAGGACAAGGAGAACUUUGUGUCUAAAAUUACAGCUGCGCGAAGCUUCAUUUAUGAGGAAAAACUCAAGCAGUUCGAGGAGCGCUUGGUUGAGGAGAGGAAAAAGCGCCUGGAGGACAGGAAAAAACAGCGCAAAGAGGAGCGAAGAAACGCCUUCUACAGCCAGAAAGAGGAGGAGGAACAGAGGAUCCGAGAAGAACAGCUGAAGAAAGAGCGCGAGGAGCGUGAGCGCCUGGAGCAGGAACAGAGGGAGGAAGAGGAGCGCGAGUAUCAGGAGCGCCUGCGCAAACUGGAGGAGCAGGAGAGGAAGCAGCGAGCCAGGCAGCAGGAAAUCGAGGAGCGUGAACGCCGCAAAGAGGAGGAGAGGAGGGUGCCGGAGGAGAAGGGCAGCAAAGACUGGGGUGAGAAAGAAGAAAGCAGCAGUGGUGGCGGCGGUGGCGGUGGCGGCGGCGGUGGUGGCGGCGGAGGAUGGAGGAGGCGUACAGAAGGCGGCGGGGGCGGCGGCGGGGGCGGCGGCGAGUCAGAGUGGCGACGCCCUGUUGGUGAAGGGAAGGACUGGCGUGGCGAAGGCCGUGAAGAGCCAGAGCACGAGGAGCGUGAUACACCCUUCAGGAGAGGAGGCGACGGACCCCGCCGCGGAGGUUCUGACGACAAAGGCCCCCGUCGUGGUUUUGAAGAUGAUCGAGGUCCGAGGCGUGGUGGUGAUGAAGAUCGCGGACCACGUCGAGCCUUUGAUGAUGACCGUGGGCCCAGGCGAGGCUUCGAUGAUGACCGUGGGCCCAGGCGAGGCUUCGAUGAUGAUCGUGGACCCAGGCGAGGGUUUGAUGACGACCGUGGUCCGAGAAGAGGCAUGGAUGAUGACCGUGGACCCAGGAGAGGCUUUGAUGACGACCGGGGCCCGAGGCGUGGUAUGGAUGAUGACCGUGGGCCUAGACGUGGCUUUGACGACGAUCGUGGUCCUCGCCGUGGCAUGGACGAACCCAGAACCCCAAGACGUGGUGCUGAUGAUGACUGGGGCCCCAGAAGAGGAGGGGAUGAUGACCGAGGGGGCCGUAGGGGCAUGGAUGACUCUGGUCCACGCCGUGGUGAAGACGCCAGACCAUGGAAACCUUCAGGUAGACCAGUAGGUGGAUGGAGAGAGCGGGAGAAGGCCCGUGAAGAGAGCUGGGGUCCUCCCCGUGAAUCUGGAGGUCAGGAUGAGGAUGGCGAUCAAGAUGGAGAUGAGCGCGGUGAGGGGCAUUUCAGAGACCGUCGUCCACCCAGGGAUGAAGGAGUCUGGAGGAGGGGAGGCACAGAGGAGACCAACAGCUGGCGUGACUCUUCUCGACGCGAGGACUUCGACAGAGAAGAUCGCCGCGACCGUCGUGACGUGAGAGACCGGAGAGACGACCGUGACCGAGAUCGUGAUCGUGAACACAGGCCUCCCCCAAGAGACAAUGAAGAAGGAGGGUCUUGGCGCCGUGCAGGAGAAGAACGGCGUGAAGAACGUAAGGAGGACCGAGAUACUCCUCCAAAACCCCGGGAACGUGAGCAUGAGCGUGAUGGUGAAAAGAGUACCUGGCGCACCGACAAGGAAAAAGACAACCCGCGCCGCACCAAGAACGAGACCGAUGACGAUGGUUGGACCACGGUCCGCCGCUAGCGGCUCCACUUAUCUUCUAACGGCCUCCACAGCCUUGACCUAUUCUGUAACCUCUUUGGUAUUGUGACGAUAUCUUCUCUGCCGUACAUUUAACAGAUCUAUUGCAUAGUUGCAAAAUCUUUGAAUUGUCAUGCCAAACGUGGUGAGGGCCUUCUUUUGACAAACAGUUCGACCUCCAUCUUGAAGUAGAUCAUUCCCCUUUUGUUGUGCAUGCUUAGAGUAUUCAAUUGAGCUCACUCAGAUACAGUUAGUGUGAUCAGUGAAUCAGGGAGGUUGUCCUGAAGGUGAGCAAAUUCUAUAAAAAUGGAACAGAUUAAAUAAUAAAUAAAAUAAACUUCAGAUGUGUUGUGGUGGCUUCGGAUGUGGAAGUCUGCAUAUUAUUUUAUCACAGUCCAGUCCUCACGCUGGUUGCUGCUUCUCUCAUGGUUGUGUGCUUUUUAGAAAUAUGAAAACUUUAUUAAUAAAGUCAUUUGCUCUACAAA